CAUACAGGGUGUCCCCGCGGACUUUGCGAUGGCCGCGGCCCGCUCCGGGUAGUAGAGGGAGGCGCUGACUGCCAUCAGACUCGCCGGGUAGAUGAGCCUCUUCACCCGGGAACGUCUUCGAGAAGCAGCCCCAACACGCCGGUGAAGCCGAUUAUUCCAGCCCGCGCGUAGAAGUCCCCCGGCGGGGUCCUUUGAGGAACGUGAGAGUGUCACGACCCGCACCGAACCACGCUUUGGACUUUAGGCUCCAGGUGAUCGCUCCUCGGACACGGCGUUCUGCUGGCCUGAGGCGGCGUACACAGAGAGGUCGUCCCGGUUCCUCGACGCUGCUUGUUUCUUCCCGUCACCGGCCGCGGCCAAGACGGUGGCCGGCCACAAGGUGAAGGCUCCGGCCAUGAAGACUCUACCUGUCACCUUCAACAUGAUCCCAGGCAACCAUGCGUGGCUACGGCGUGUCAGGAGGGACAUUAAUCCUCAGCCAGGUUGUAUUAAACCGCCGUUACACACAUUUAUAUCACCAUAAUUCAUAUAAAUUGGACCAGUAUGUUUUAUAUUGUUUGACCACUCAUAAAAACGCCCCUUGUAAUAUUAACCUUAGCUUAUGCGUGUGAUUUAUUGGGAUUAUUUUUGCCGAAAAACGAAUUCACCGAAUUAAGUGUUUUGCUUUAAUUGUCACUCGUCGUACUUCCUCUUAAAAAAGUGACGACUUGUAUAACAAAACUUUUUUUUAAUUACGUGCAAAUAUUUUUUCUCCCCCCUGUGACGUCAUGGGUCACCACGGCAACCGCAGCGUCUACAGACAACACAAAGCGCCAAUGGCAACAGCGAUGGACUGAAAAACACCACAAAAACUUUGCACGUUUUAUUUUAGUAGAAAAAAAAACAUAUUUGUGAAAAUGGAAUAUCUUGGAGUUUCAUCCGCCCAGAACCUCCAGGCGUUGUCUGCCUUGCUCUCCAACCAGCAAAAAGAGGAUGACGAUGAGGAUGAUUAUAAAAACGUGUUGCCGUAUGCAAAGAUGAGUCCGGGAAACAUCGGCCCUCCCAAAAAAAAGGACAAAGAAGUGCCGCCUGUCUACGUGAAAGAGAACAGCAAAGACGUAUGGAGCGUGGACGAGGUGGCCGAGGGCCCUCAGUAUGACGACAUCACAGACCCGCGACCACAGCCCGAAUAUGAAGUCAUGCUCAAGCAGAGUGUGGGGACAGAAGAUGUAUUUUUGGGCCUCAACAGAAAGGACCCGUCCUCCAUGUGCUGUGAAGCCAUGCUGGUGAAAAUCAAACUCCCAGACAGCAAAGCGUCAGACGUUACCCUGGACGUGAAAGAAAAGUUUCUUGACCUGCGGACACCUAAGUAUAAACUGGGUCUCCAUCUCCCACACCCCGUCCUCCACCAGGAGGGCAAGGCCCAGUUCUUUAGCGAGAGGGAAGAGCUAGAAGUGACUCUUCUCAUGAAUCGACCGCUGGAUGCUGUCAACAUGCCGUGAGACAGAACCGCUCCGGCCCAUAAAAGUACGUCCGGCCUGGAUCGGAUUCAGGUGGACCCUCUUGAUGGCCUAGAUCAGGGGUGUCAAACUCAUUUUAGCUCAGGGGCCACAUAGAGGAAAAUCUAUUCCCAAGUGGGCGGGACUGGUAAAAUUAUGUCAUGAUAACUUUAAAAUAAAGACAACUUCAGAUUGUUUUGGUUGUUUAAAAAUACAACAAGCACAAUCUGAAAACAUACAAAUAAUAGUAAUGUUUUUUUUUUUACACUUACAUGUUGCUGUUCAUAGUAGUCUAUCUUCAUUUGUCGUGAUUUAUAAUUUCUGAAUAAAU
This is a messenger RNA of Entelurus aequoreus (snake pipefish), 1809 nucleotides long. RefSeq names its product dynein axonemal assembly factor 6 (gene dnaaf6). Gene Ontology annotation, molecular function: protein-folding chaperone binding; dynein intermediate chain binding. The record is from RefSeq and is a predicted model, not a curated record. The coding region runs from base 897 to 1481 and encodes 194 amino acids. The transcript has 7 exons. Gene Ontology annotation, biological process: axonemal dynein complex assembly; flagellated sperm motility. Gene Ontology annotation, cellular component: cytoplasm. NCBI's taxonomy places the organism in Eukaryota, Metazoa, Chordata, Actinopteri, Syngnathiformes, Syngnathidae.